CCACAGAUAACAAGGCCCGGCCAUGCAGUCCUUUCGGGAAAGGUGUGGUUUCCAUGGCAACCAGCAGAACUACCAGCCGACUUCUUCGCAAGAUUCAUCACGCCUGGAGAAUUACAGGCAUCAAAGCCAGGCCGGGCCGCACUGCGAACGCCAGAGGCUGGUGGCGAAGGAGUACUACAGUCAGCCGCAGCCACAGCCGCCGCCGCCGCCGCCGCUGCCGCCGUACCCGGGCUACGCCGAGAACAGCGCCGUGGAGAAGUACCACGGCCGGGGGGGCAAGCCGCUGCGCGGGCCCCCGCUGCCCGGCCGGCCGGCCUCCUUCCCCAACUACGCCGUCCAGGAGAACAGCCCCUACCCGGCCCGCUACUCUGGGGAGGAGGGCCUGCAGGCCUGGGGGGCCGCCCAGCAGCAGCCCCCGCACCCCGUGCCGGGCGGGGUGGCCAAGUACGAGGAGGGCGUGCUGAAGAAGAGCGCGGCCCCCGCGGGGGCCAGGCCGUACCACGAGCAGGCCCCGCAGCUCCCCUUCCGGACGCACGCCCUGCACCUGCCGCCGCCGCAGCAGGCGCCCCAAGCGCCGCCGCCGCCGCCGCCCGCCCUGGCGUACCCCAAGCUGCCCAGGCCGAAGCUGCAGAAUGACGUGGCCUCGCCUCUCUCCUUCCCGCAGGGCGCCCACUUCGCCGAGCACGCCCAGGCCUUCCCGGCCCCCUCGACCUACUCGCCCGUCCCGAGCGGGAGCCAGGCCACCCACUCCUACAAGAGCUGCAACGCGCCCCCCGCCCCCGCGGCCCACGAGCGGACCCUCGGCAGCGCCGCCAGCCUGCCCUCCGCCCAGCGGGUCCAGAGCCUGCACGGCUACCAGCCGAACCGCCUCGCCUAUGACCACCAGCAGCCCCAGCCGCCGCAGCCGCCCUUGCAGGGCCGGCACCACACCCCGGAGGCCCUGCACUACCAGAACCUGGCCAAAUACCAACACUACAACCCGCCGGGGCAGAGCUACUGCCAGGGGGACACGCCGGUGCGGACCCCGGACCAGUACUACCAAGCCUUCAGCCCCGGCUCCGGCCACUCUCCGGCCCGCUCGGUCGGGAGAUCGCCUUCCUACAGCUCCACCCCGUCCCCGCUGAUGCCCAACCUGGAGAACUUCCAGUACAGCCAGCAGUCGCUGGGCGCGGGGGCCUUCCCGGCGAGCCUCUCCGACCACAGCCACUUCAUGCCCCUGCUGAACCCCUCGCCCACGGACGGGGCCAGCCCGGACACGCAGCCCGCCGGGAACUGCAAGAACCUGCCGAAGGAGAAGAUCCCCGAGAACCUCCUGUCGGACCUCAGCCUGCAGAGCCUCACGGCGCUCACCUCCCAGGUCGAGAGCAUCUCCAACACCGUCCAGCAGCUGCUGCUUUCCAAAUCCGCAGGGAUGUCCCAAAAGAAGGGCAUCAAAAACUCGCCGCGGACACCGGAGCAGCUCAAAGGCCAGUGCUGCAGCCCCGAAGGGAACAAUUACUCCGCGGAGCCGGCGGGGACGCCUCACUCGGACUCCCUCAGCACCCCGCAGUCCGUCCACGCCGAGCCCCAGGACGCGGAUUACCUGAGCGGACCCGAGGACCACCUGGAAAGGGGCUUCCUGUUCUGCAGCCAGAGCCGCAGCCCGGCGCGCAUCAACAGCAGCGCCAAGGCGAAGUCCGAGUCCAUCUCCACGUGCUCCGUGACGUCUCCGGAUGACAUGUCCACGAAGUCCGACGACUCCUUCCAAAGCAUCCACACCAGCCUGCCGCUGGACACCUUCACCAAAUUUGUGGCCAACGAGAGAGACUGCCCCCGGCUGCUGCUCAGUGCCCUUUCUCAGGAGGAGCUGGCGUCCGAAAUCAUCGGCUUGCAAGAUGCUAUCAGUGAAAAGACAGAAAAAACCUGGGCCAGUUCCCCUGCUCCGAACAAAGAACCGGACAAAUCCCCCUUCCACUUAGAGAAUCACAGGACCUGCUUAGAUUCCGCCGUCAAAAGUCCGUGGUCCAACCAGGGAGACUCCAAUGCCCUUCCCGAACCCCUGAAACUAGACAAAGCCUUGGGAGGCGGAAACGAUGGGAAGAAUUUCUCGGAGGAGGUUUAUGAAAACUCCCAGGUGGCCUUCACAGCCACCGAAACAAAGACUUCUCUCAAAACGACCAGCUCUGUAGGUUACAACUCCAAGCCCAACAUCCCCGCAGCCACGUCCAACUCGGAGGCCCCCGGCUUCAGCUGCUAUUCCAACGCCACGGCCAACUCCGUGGGGUCUGAAAGCGCUAUGGAGAAUUUUGACUGGCCAGACGAAAACCUCAGCGAUACGUGGAAAGAACUCGGCUCGAGCCUGCAAGGAUCAGACCUUUCCAAGAGUUUGUUCUCUGGCAAGCUGAGCGAGACCCCCGAAGAGAAGAAAACCGCCUGCUGUCUCAGCCUCUGCAAUGCCGAGGAGCCUGCUGAGCCAGGCCAAAUGGAGGGAUUCAGUCAGCAGCAGCCUCAGGCCGGCAAAGCGGAAGGCCUGAGCUACGAGGAGCCUGGCAGGGCCGACAGCACCCGCUGGCUCGAAGACGCCACCCGGAACUCCUGCUCAGGUGGGGACUUCAGCGAGCUUCCCAUGAUGUCCUCGCCGGACCUUAAGGAAUCCGACCUCGAACCAGAGGAGUAUUCGUCUUUGUGUGAACUGGCUGGUUCCGAGCAGAAGUCCCUGACCUACGAUGCGUUCACCCCGAAGCCAGCAGAGAACGCCCCGGCCCUUUCCCUCCAGAACACGCCAGGCUCUGCAGAAGAAACGGCAAACUUGGUUGAGAAAGAGAGCACGGCCCCUUCUUCCCAUUUAUCGGACCCGUCCGUCAUCCUCUUGGGUCCAACCGUUGGCACCGAGACGAAAGUGAACAGCUGGUUCGAAUCUUCCCUGCAUCACCUGAAGCCCGAGGAGGAGACAGCCGUAGGCGAGAGCAAGGUGGAGACCGCAGGUGCCUUGCUGGCAAAGAAGCACCUCUCGCCAGAAACCGUGCCGAUCAUAUCUGAGCCGACCUCCAGGGGCAAGAGUCUUCGUAGCAAGAAGGUCCACUGCAGGCUGUCGGGAGGAGAAGAGCUGAUCGAGCCCAUGUCGAGCCCGUGUACCGGCACCCAGGCAGCGGGCAUGGUGGCCAGCGUGUGCCCAGACGCCGGCAGCCUGAUAGACAUUCCGAGCAAGAACCCCCAUGCCCAGACGCCCCGGUUCCCAGCAGAGGGUCUGCCUGCCAGGAUGUGCACCCGGUCCUUCACGGCCCUGACGGAGCCCAAGAUGCCCGACCCUUUGGAAGGCGCAAAGGCCUCGACCCCUCAAGAGAAGCUGGGCAAGAAGGCGGCUUGUCUUCUGAAGCAGAGAGCGGCGUUCAGGGCCAGGAAAGCUAAUGGCAAGCCAGUGCCUCCCCUGGCCGCCCACCUGGUGCCGAGCGAAGACUCCACUGGCCAUAAGGUCAAGGAAGCCGAGGCCAUGGAAACGGAGGGGAAGGAUCAGCAGUCCAUGAUCCUGCGCUCCCGGACCCGGGCUCAGGAGGUCUUCUACUCAAAGAGGAGGAGGGAGAAGAGCGCGGUGGAGCCGGAGCUCAAUAGCACCAAAGCACCCAAGAAGGUCUUUCCAAACAGCCACUUGCCCAGUUCUUUCAAGAUCAGCCCGCAAAGCCGGUCCGAGAAAGAGAGCAAGCUGAGCAAGAGGGUGAGGCUCUCCAAAGCCCGGCCUGAAAUGGGCAGCAAGAUGCCCGAGCGGCCGCUUCACGCCCUGAAGAGGAAGUCCGUCUUCAUCCCUCCGGUUCCGGCGAAAAAGCGCAACCUGGUCCUCCGUAGCAGCUCCCAGGGCGGCUUCGCCGUGCCGGAGGAGAAGCCGGAAGCGUUGCCCGGCCCGUUCAAGAGGGUGCCACCGGCCAAGAAGGCCAAAGCGAAGCUGUGCCCCAAGAGCGCCUGCGAGGCGAUGCUCAAGCCCCCUCAGGCCAAGGAGAGCCCCGGCGGCGUCUGCAUCAAGGUCGCCUCCCGGGCCGCCUUCCAGGGGGCCAUGAAGACCAAAGUGCUGCCGCCGAGGAAGGGCCGGGGCCUGAAGCUGGAGGCCAUCGUGCAGAAGAUCGCCUCCCCAAAUCUGAAGAAGUUCGCCUGCAAGAGCGCCAUCCCCGCCGCCACCGCCGUGGCCGCCGCCGCCUCCCAGGGUAAUCCCCUCGGCCCUUCCCUGCCGGAGAGGGAGCAGGUCUCAAAGAGCGCGGCGGUCGCCCCAGCCACGGGGGAAGCCAGGCCAUUAAACCAGGCAGUGUCACAAAAGACUCCCCCGGCUCCGGCAGCCGAGCGAUUAUGCAGGAGCCCGAACAACCGAUCCUUCAGAGGAAAACUAAUGAACAGCAAGAAACUGUCCUCCAACUGUUUCAAGGGUGAGGCCUAUUCAUCUCCCGAGACGUUGCAGCUUGGCGGCGGCAUGGCUCUGAGCUGCUCCAGCGUGCUGCCCAAGAAGAGAAACCGAAAGGGGAAAGCGGCCGCCUUCCGCGUGGCCAAAAAUAGCCUGGAGAAGUGCCCCCACCUGAGCUCCGCGCUGCUCCUCGCCUCCCGGGAGAAGGCCGCGGCCGCGGCGGCAGGGAAAGUGGACGAGGGACAAAGGGAGGGGAAGAAGCCGAAGGCCGAAGACAAAGGCUCGGCUGGGGCGGAGAGCGCCGCGGGGAGACCCUCACCGGCCCAGACCCGGGCGCAGAAGCAGCGCGCCAACCACGCCAACUACAACGGCUACACGAAGAGACAAAGGAAGCACCUCUCCCGCCGGAAGGCCCCGAGCGUGCCUUCCCGCUGCAAGGACCGGGCCAAGCGGCGGCACCCGCAGCACACGCCGCUGCUGAGCCCCGCCGAGCCCGAGAUCCGGCUCAAGUACGUGUCAUGCAAGCGGCUGCGGACGGACAGCCGGGCGCCCCCGUUCUCCCCCUACGUGCGCGUGGAGAAGCGGGACGAGUUCGUCACCACCUGCACCAUCGUCAACUGCCCUGCCGAGGAGGCCAAGCUGCACGGCGACCAGGGCGCCCCGGCGGCGGCGGUGGCGGGCCAGGCCGGGCCACAGGGGGCAGCCGCGUUGCAGCCCCGGGCGGUCCUGCCCCUGUCAUCCACCAUGCACCUCGGCCCGGUGGUCUCCAAGACCCUCAACACCGCCUGCCUGGUCUGCUGCCUGUGCCGGAACCCCGCCAACUACAAGGACCAAGGCGACCUCUGUGGGCCGUACUACCCCGAGGACUGCCUGCCGAAGAAGAAGGCGCGGCUGAAAGAGAAGGUCAAGGUGGAGGGGCCGGGCGAGGAGCCCCGCUCGCCCUCCCCGGCGGACAGGCUGCUCAAAGCCGCCGACGACCCUUGUGCGCCCAGCGCGUUCGGGGGUGGGAAGCCGCCGAGGCCGGACGGCGGUGGCGGUGGCGGCAGUGCUGACCCGGCGAAACAGAGCGCGCUCCGCUCCAGCUCGAGGGGCAUGUUUAGGAAACUACAAAGCUGCUACUGCUGCGACGAGAGGACGGACGGCGAGGAAGCCGUGGCCGCCGAGAAGCCGCGCAGGCACGAGUGCGGCACGGCGGAGUCGCCCCCGCCGGACCCGGCCGCGGAGACGCAGGAGCACUGGCUGCACGAGGCCUGUGCCGUCUGGACCGAGGGGGUUUACCUGGUGGCGGGGAAGCUCUAUGGACUGCAGGAGGCCAUGAAACGGGCCGCUGACGUGAGGUGUUCCAGUUGCCAGCAAGCAGGGGCGACCGUUGGCUGCUGUUACAAGGGGUGUGCCCAAACCUUUCACUACACCUGUGCCAUUGAUACAGGAUGUUUGUUAACCGAAGAUACCUUCUUGCUGAACUGCCCCAGGCACAAGAAGCAGCCGUUAUAAUUCGCCGAGAGAGAAAGGAAGCCAUCGCCUCCGCAGAGUCACAACCUGAGAAGCGGUGCCGCAUCUUGGCAGACCCCUCGGGCGGGCCGCGGCUGCGAGCACGAUGGACUCCGUCUGGGAGAAGCAACGAGAAUGUAAUCCAGCCGCGUCGCCCUCUCCGCCCCUCCCGCGCCCCCCUUGCAAUAGUACUUCGACUGUGAACAGACCUGGCCGCACGCGGAAGUCUUUGGCCCAGCUCCACGCCGCCGGCUUGGGCUUCCUCUGCCGUCUCGCACGGAGCUGGCACUGAGGGACACGCCGCGCCGGCCCUCCUCCGGACCAGAAGCUGGGAACCCUGCGCACCCCACAGUGGGCCGACCCAGGACCGGGCUCCGGGCUCCGGCUACCACCAACGCCUUUCGAGUUCCCCCUAGAAGCCCUCCAGGUCGGCCCUGAAGCAAAACUCCAGUUCCGGCUUUUCUCCUCCUCGCUCCAUCCCUUCUCUGAACGCUACCCAGAGCCGCUUAGGAGAGGAACGCGAUUCCAUGUCCGGGUUUUGUUCCUCCCCAUUCCCUUCCUUCACCGAGGAGCUGUAACCAAUACUGAUAAGCUAACAUCUUCUACCUGGGACCUGGCCUGGCGCUGCGUAGGGUCUCCUUUCCUUUCCCGCGUUUCCCCAGAAGAGAAUCUUGAGGAUGCCCCGUUACUUUGGAACUGACCCCCCUGGACCCAGUCCCAAAGCACCGCUCCCGUUUCCAAGCGCCCUUCCUCUGCACCAGAGAGGAGGGCGCAGGGUCGAGGCCAGGCAGGCAGGGAGAAGUGCAGCCGUGUGCCACGGCUCCUGCCUGCAUCGUCUCCCUCGAAGCGCCGGACUCCGAGAGCUCUCCGAGCCCUCCGUCUUUUUUCUGAUCUGAUCUAUUUUUGCCUUCAGCAAACCUCAUGGUGCGUGUGUGUGUAUGUGUGUUUCUGUAUAUAUAUGUGAUCAGCGUGUAAAAAGAAGCACCCCAAUGUUUUUGGAAACAAUGCGCGUCGCUUGGG
Molecule: messenger RNA, 6874 nt
Organism: Varanus komodoensis (Komodo dragon)
Lineage: Eukaryota; Metazoa; Chordata; Lepidosauria; Squamata; Varanidae
Gene: RAI1
Product: retinoic acid induced 1
Exons: 4
Coding region: 23-5857 (1944 amino acids)
Biological process (GO): circadian regulation of gene expression; regulation of transcription by RNA polymerase II
Cellular component (GO): nucleus
Source: RefSeq, a predicted model, not a curated record